Molecule: messenger RNA, 2348 nt
Organism: Hyaena hyaena (striped hyena)
Lineage: Eukaryota; Metazoa; Chordata; Mammalia; Carnivora; Hyaenidae
Gene: HGSNAT
Product: heparan-alpha-glucosaminide N-acetyltransferase
Exons: 18
Coding region: 1-2013 (670 amino acids)
Biological process (GO): lysosomal transport
Cellular component (GO): lysosomal membrane
Source: RefSeq, a predicted model, not a curated record
AUGACGGGCGCGCGGCCGUGCGCCGCGGAGGAGCGCAAGGUCCGGGAGCGCGGCGGCGGCGGCGGAGCGGCGGCCGAGGCGGCGGCGGGCGGCAUGGACGGGGCGCGGGGCGCGGGCCGGGCGCUGGCCGCGCUGCUGCUGGCCGCGUCCGUGCUGAGCGCCGCGCUGCUGGCCCCUGGAGACUCCCCGGAGCGCGGUGCCGAGGCCGCCCCGCCGCGAGCAGAUUUAGAUAAAAAACAGCAUGUAGAUCUUAAGAUGGACCAAGCUUUGCUGCUCAUCCAUAACGAACUACACGGAACAAACCUGACUGUCUACUGGAAUUCUGAACGCUGUUACCAUUGCUCGUUCCAGGUUCUGGUAAAUGUUUCCUGGAGUGGAAGACCCGGGAAGCCCAGCACUGCAGCGGUUGCUGUGAGCACCCAGCAUGGAUCUAUCCUGCAACUUAAUGACACCAUGGAAGACAAGGAAGUUUGUAGGUUGGAAUAUAAAUUUGGAGAAUUUGGAAACUAUUCACUCUUGGUAAAGCACGCCCAUAAUGGAGUCAGUGAAGUUGCUUGUGACCUAAUUGUCAAUAAGAAUCCAAUUGACAGUAACCUUCCUGUGUGUGUCGCUUUUCUUGUUGGUGUGGCGAUCGUCAUUGCAGUCUCCUUUCUCAGGUUCUUAAUGAGUUUGGAUGACUUUCAUAAUUGGAUUUCUAAAGCAAUAAAUUCACGAGAAACUGAUCGCCUAAUCAAUUCUGAGCUAGGGUCUCCAAGCAGGGCAGACUCGCUCGGUGGAGAAACUCAACCAGAAGCAUGGCGUCCGCCCACCUCGCCUCCGCGCCUCCACUGUGUAGACACAUUCAGGGGGAUAGCUCUCAUCCUCAUGGUCUUCGUGAAUUAUGGAGGAGGAAGAUACUGGUACUUCAAACACUCAAGUUGGAAUGGGCUGACGGUGGCUGACCUCGUAUUCCCAUGGUUUGUAUUUAUUAUGGGAUCUUCGAUUUUCCUGUCAAUGACUUCCAUACUGCAGCGAGGAUGUUCAAAAUUCAAAUUGCUGGGGAAAAUUGCAUGGAGGAGUUUCUUGUUAAUCUGUAUAGGAGUGUUCAUUGUGAACCCCAAUUACUGCCUUGGUCCGUUGUCUUGGGAUAAGGUGCGGAUCCCUGGUGUGCUCCAGCGGCUGGGGGUGACCUACUUUGUGGUUGCCCUGUUGGAGCUCCUCUUUGCCAAACCUGUGCCUGAAAGCUGUGCCUCGGAGAGAAGUUGCUUUUCCCUUCGAGACAUCAUCUUCAGCUGGCCCCAGUGGCUCUGCAUUCUGAUGCUGGAAAGCAUUUGGCUGGGCUUGACAUUCUUCUUGCCUGUUCCUGGAUGUCCUACUGGUUACCUCGGCCCUGGCGGCAUUGGUGAUUGGGGGAAGUAUCCAAAUUGUACCGGAGGAGCUGCUGGCUACAUUGACCGCUUGCUUCUGGGCGAUGACCACAUUUACCAGCACCCUUCUUCGGCCGUGCUUUAUCACACCGAGGUGGCCUACGACCCAGAGGGAAUCCUAGGGACUAUCAACUCCAUUGUGAUGGCGUUUUUAGGAGUGCAGGCGGGAAAAAUACUCUUGUAUUACAAGGGCCAGACCAAAGACAUUCUGAUCAGAUUCACUGCCUGGUGUUGUUUUCUGGGGCUUAUUUCUAUUGCUUUGACGAAAAUUUCUGAAAAUGACGGCUUUAUUCCAAUAAACAAGAAUCUGUGGUCCAUUUCCUAUGUCACCACACUGAGCUCCUUUGCCUUCUUCAUCCUGCUCAUCCUGUACCCCAUUGUGGACGUGAAGGGACUGUGGACGGGAGCCCCAUUCUUCUAUCCAGGAAUGAAUUCUAUCCUGGUGUACGUUGGCCACGAGGUGUUUGAGAACUACUUCCCCUUCCAGUGGAAGCUGGGGGACAACCAGUCGCACAAAGAGCAUCUAACUCAGAACAUAGUCGCCUCUGCGCUUUGGGUGCUCAUUGCCUACAUUCUCUAUAAAAAGAAGGUGUUUUGGAAGAUCUGACAGCUCUCACUGAGGUGUUGCCGGCAGACUCUAGCGGGCCUGGGGGGCGUGCGGAAGCAGCCUUUAUUAGAGGGAGCCAUCGAUUACAAACUCGAUGGGAUGUGUAUUUCCAGGUGAUGGGGAAGAGGCCGAUGGACUCUGGCUGCCACACGGCCAUGCAUCAGAACCCUGCCUGGGUAUUUGGGACUUCGGUAUUGGAAUGGAGUUCUUUUCUUCUCCAUCAUCUGUGUAAAUGUAGUUAGAACCUCAUUCUGAGGAUUUCUCAUGUAACUUUCUAAGAGGGAAUUCCCAUGGGCGUUUUGGGUCUGUGACGGAUAAAAGAAUCUAAAGUCUAA